Messenger RNA from Salarias fasciatus (jewelled blenny), 6493 nucleotides. RefSeq names its product cardiomyopathy associated 5 (gene cmya5). Gene Ontology annotation, molecular function: protein binding. The transcript has 14 exons. The record is from RefSeq and is a predicted model, not a curated record. Bases 183 to 5882 code for a protein of 1899 amino acids. Gene Ontology annotation, cellular component: cytoplasm. NCBI's taxonomy places the organism in Eukaryota, Metazoa, Chordata, Actinopteri, Blenniiformes, Blenniidae.
AUUACCCACUCAGUCUAUUUCUGUCCCCCGCUGAGUCAGAUGGACAGGUCCCAACUUAGAAUGACACAAACAGGCAGACCAGCUCCCAAUUCAGAGUGGCUGAAAACAUUAAGAGGGCUCUAAAACACACAAAAGGCAAUAUUGGAAGCUGAAACAAAGAGGAGACCUGAGAAGAAAACAGCAUGGAGGAAUGUGAAAGUCUGGACUCGGAGAUGAGGGAGCUACAGGAGAUCCACAGUGAAGCCUCAGACAUCACCAGCCAGGACGAUGAAGAUGAAGUGGAAGAACUGCAGAACAGCCUGCGAGAAGUUGUCCAGGACCCGUCAGUGAAGCCCAGACUGCAGUGCCUGAUGGUGGACCCGUCAUUCUCCAUGGUGACGGUUCAGAGCGAGGACAGCGGUAUCGUUUGGGAGACAGCCUCCAGUCGUUGCUCUACUCCCUGGGCCUCCGAGACCAGCUCCACCUCCGAGGGUUACGGCAUGGAGGGCCCCGGGGCUGCGGGGAAGAUCACCAUCGUCUUUGACGAGGAGAAGAUAGUCCGCAGGAGGACGAGGUCUGGAGGGAGAAGCAGCAGGCUGGGAGACAGGCUGAGCCGGCCCGGGAGCUCCAGAUCGGCCUCGGUUCUGGGAAUAGAGAGACCAGAGAUGGCUGAGGUUUCUCUUCCCAAUAUAAAGCAGGAGCUAAACAAAACAGAGCCAGACUUGGAGGAAAUCAAAAACAAAGAUCAGCAGCUGUUUAGUCUGAUUUCGGAGGGCUAUGAAAUCCUCAACAUCCGAGUGCCGUCCAAACUUCCUACUGUGGACGAGGAGGAGAACACAGAGCUGCAGGACAACCUGUCUUACCUGGACCAGACUCCACAGAUCAAGUCUCGAAACCAUUUUGAUUGGACACAGCAGCAAGCUGAUGUACUGACAGAGGAGAGAGAUGAUCGCAAUGAGCCUUCAAAGCAAGAAGAAGAAACACAGUCUGCACUCACACCGACUCCAAAAGACAGUACUGGUGACAUUGACUACUUUGAGAAGUUUACCCUGUUGGAUGAGGCGGUUCCUGCUGAACAGGCGCCAGAGCAGCAGGAGGAAGCAGAAAAACCUGCAGGGAAACCCACAGAAGAGGAGCAAAAACCUGUAAAAGAGGCAGCCACAGACAGCCCCUCUGCAUCAGAGGAAUCUUUCGUAUUUGUCACGGACGUGGAGAUAGUCGGGGAGCACCUCGACGAGGUGUUCUAUGGAGAAGGACCUCCUGCUGACGUACUGCAUCAGCACGCGGCCGAGGACGAAGCCCGGAGGACGAGGCGGGAGAGCCAGAGGUCAACUAAAGAGAGCGGUUCGGUGUUGUUUGGGAGUGAACAGACCAUUCUUACGCCCAUCUUUAUUUCCCCGGGACCCCCGAAGAUCAUCGAUCCCAUCUUGCUGGAGGAGCCUACUGCCAUGUCCUUCAUGUACUCAGAUCUUUAUGAAGAUGCCAUGGGCGAAAGGAAGAGAAGCGACGAAGAGCACUCCGGGGCAGAAAGCGUCGUGACUGUGAGGUCUUAUACAAGACGCUCUUCAGACGAGGCGCCUGAUGGCUACCUGGAGAAGUUCACAUUAAAAGAUGAAACCCCCACAGUGGAUAUUCAGUCAGAGCCAGAGGAGGAGAGGACGGAUUGCAGGAUGAUGUGGUCACAGAGCAAGUUUGAAAUGACGGGAUGUCUGAUACGAGUGGAAACACAGGACGAGAAAGAAAAGACAGAGGAGCCGAAGACACAAGAGGGCAGUGCUGGAGGCAAGGGUGAAGAGAAAAAAGAAACAUUUGGAGAAACAGAAAAAGAAAUCAUCCAAGUCCCUGAAGUUGUUGAAGAACAAGCAGCAACGGAAGCCUCAGAAGAUAUUAGUGAGGAGUGUAAACCGACGGAGAAAAAAACAGGGGAUCAACAUGUGAAAGAGGAGGGAAAGACAGAUCAGACAGAUUCUCCAGAAGACAGAACUGAACAACCCGAGGUUCACCUGGAAGAAGGUACCGCAGAGGAUAGAAAGGAGAUGGAGGGCCAUCAAGAAGAGAGAAAAGAAAAAGAUGCAGAAACAGAAGCUGCAACUGAAGAACUGCAAACCUCUGCAAUUGUUGAAGAGCGGGCUGUAAAGGAAGAGUCUGAAGAUAAAACUGAGGAGUGUAAACCCACGGAGGAAAGAAUGGAGUCACAACAAGUGACAGCUGAGGUGAAGACCGAGCAGCCCGAGCCGUCUGAGUACAGCACAGAAAAACCUGAAGUUCACCAGGAAGAAUGUAUAGACGAUGGAAAAGCGAGAGAGGACCAUCAAGAAGAGAAAAAAGAAACAGAUGCAGAAACGGAAAAUGCAACUGACAUGUUGCAUGUGUCUACAGUUACUGAAAAGCAGGCUGUGAAGGAAGCCUCAGAAGAUACAGCUGUAGAGUGCAGACAGAUGGAGGAAAAAAAGAUGGAGGAUCAACAAGUGACAGUGGAGACAGAUCAGAGCGAGCCUCCUGGCGACAGCACAGAAAAACCCGAGGUUCACCAGGAGGAAAGUAUAACAGAGGAUAGAAAAGAGAGGGAGGACCAUCAAGAAGAGAAGGAAAUAAUAUGUGAGGAAAGCAAUGCUGGGCAGCAUUGUAAGAGUGAGAACAAAGCCCAAAUGCUCAUAGAGGUUCCGGACCAGGCAGCUGUAGCCCCGGUAAGCACCGAGUUUCCUCCUGUCGUCACAAAGUCUGGAACUGAAGCAGUACUCACUGAGAGGAUUUCAACCGAGGAGGCAUCUCCUGAUGCCAAGAUGGUGGCUGUUGAUGGGCAACUAGAAACCGACAUCAAAGAAGACAUCUUAUCCGAGGUGAAGGAACCUGAGAGUGACGAGCAGGAAGCGCUCUCCUCGGCUGAACCCCCCGUCGCUGACGUCGAUUCCUCACCUGAAACAUCCUCGACCUGCAAGGGCGAAAAAGCUGUGGAAGUCGUUCCCGAAGCCGUCGCCCCGGUCGAGGUUAUCACUGACUCUGACAGUGCAGUGCACACAGUGGUGGAGGUUACUGAAAAGGCAAUGAAUGAAACAGAGACCCAAACUCAGGUCCAGAUAGACCUUCAGGAGGUGAUGAGUGCAGAGAAAACAGAUGCUCAGAAAGAACUUCCUGAAAGAGAACAAGUGCAUGAAUCUCUGACAGAAGAAACGGCUGCUGAGAAGUUAAUAAGCGAGGAUGUGAGUACUCUGCAGGAUGUGGAGGUCAAAGCUGAGAUCUCCAGUGAGAUAACCACGCCAGAAGUAGUCACGACACAGUCAGAGAAGAAACAGCAAGAGAUUGUUGAAACUGAGCAGCAGCACCGGGAAAUGACCGAGGAAGGAUCAGACCAAACAAUACUGAUGACAGGAGACAAAUCAGAACAGUUAGCAGAGGAUACCGGAUCCUAUGUUCAGGACAUUGUGAAUGUUGGCGAUGAGUUAAUUGUCUUCGUUCCCAAGGGACAAGCUGUAGAGAUGGACGUGGAGAUCAGUCAGUGGACAGAGAAGGCAGCAGAGGAUACUCCUACAGAAGCUGAGAGCACGCCAGAACGUCAGGCUCCCACUGAGGAAACAAAGACUGAGCCUCAAGAGGAAACAGAACCAGAAAUAUCUGUGAUGGAAGAUCUGCCCCGAAAUGAUUUAGACAGUGUGUGCCAACAACAAGAACCUGUGGAGGAGCCCAUGGCAGAGCAGGAAGAACUGGGGCCGGACUGUAGCGAAGACACAGUUGUCAUGUCUCCCAUGAGGAGCUUCACUCCUCUGGAGGAUUUGUCCGAGCUUCACGCAGAAGAUAUACAGUCAGAGCAUGCAGAGGCCGAACAAAAGUCAGAAAGGCACAAGACUGAGGACGAGCCAGAAACUGUCAUUACCUGUGAGGACAUAGCUCCAGACGUUGAUCUUCACAGAGAGGAUGCAGAGGAAAAGACGGAGCAGGAGGAAGUUGUUGCAGAGGCUCCAGACGUUACCGUCGAUGAGCUGGAAUAUGAGGUGAUAACUGAACAGGACGCAAAAGAGAUGCAUGAAGCCGAAGCACAGAGAGAUGCGGGAGAGCCAAAACCCGAGACUGUUCCGAAGCAAGAGGAGGAGGUGGAUGUAGAGAAAGAGGAGGCGAUAGAUGCUUUCUCAGAAGAAGAGCUCAUUGAGGCCGACUAUGAAAUUAUUGAUGCAGAGGAGGAGAAUCAGGCCAGGCUGGCGGCCGAGCUGCAGGGGAUGGACUGGUUCUGCGUCACCUGUGGGUGUCUGCUCUCCGAGGAAGACUACAGGUCUGCAGAACAUCAGCAGCACAAGGUGAACUCUGUGGACCGAGCCUAUGAGGAAAUUAAGGAAACACUGAGUGGCUGGAUCUCAGAGCUUCAGGGGAGGACAGAGAACAUCGAGGACUUGGUGUCAGAGCUGGAGCUGGCCUACAACUCUGUUGAAGACCAGUGUGUGGAGAGCGAGGCAGCGAUGCAGGCGCAGAAUGAGGAGAUGAUGGCCCUGGUGAUGGAGCAGUACAACAACAUGUCCAUCAGCAUGGAGGAGGAGAAGAAGGCCAAGCUGGAGCAGCUCUACGAUCAGAUCGUCUCCUUCCAGGAGAGCAUCGACUCCGCCAAGACCACACUGGAGACCACGUCCAGAGAGGCCGAGACUGACGCACGAUCACCUGAGGACAUUCAGGAAAGACUUAAAGCCGCUCUGGAUUCGGCUUUGUCACUGGAGCUCGGCCCCAAAGGACUGCUGGUGUUCGAGGACUACGCCAAAGCCAAUACUUCCAGCUCCAACCUCACACAGCGCAAGGGAAUACCAGUGCCUCAGAGGCCCACCCUGCAGCCUCAGGAGCCGGGCUCAGCCACCAGCACCAGCGUCACGGUUUACUGGAAAGUCAACCCAGGAGACAUCAUCGAUUGCUUCCAGGUCUACUGCAUGGAGGAUCCACACGGCGCCAUAUCGGAGGAGUACCGAGUGACUGUGAAGGAGAGCUACUGUGUCCUGGAAGAACUGGAUCCUGACAAAAUGUACAAGGUGUGGGUGAUGGCCGUCAACUACACAGGCUGCUCCCUCCCCAGCGACAGGCUCGUCUUCAAAACCGCUCCGUCAGUGCCGGCGAUUGACACAGAGCGCUGCACUGUCUUAUGGGAUUCAGCCACACUGAGGUGGAGCUCACCAAAUCAGACAGCGGGCCAGACUUACACUCUGGAGUACUGCCGCCAGUACGAACUGGAGGGAGAGGGACUCAGAUCCAUCUCCGAGAUCAAAGUGUGUGAACAGAAGGUCCUGCUGCAACCAAAUGAAAAUUACCUCUUUUACAUCAAAGCUGUGAACGAAGCUGGUGUCAGUGAACAGAGUGAGGCCGCGCUCAUUUCAACAAAAGGAACGAGGUUUCACCUCCUAAAAGCGUCGGCUCACCCCGCUCUGGAGCUGUCAGAGGACCAAACGGCUGUGGUCUACUCCCAGGAUGCACGCAAAGCCGCUGCUGCAGCCUCAGAUAAACUGUGUCCGUCCGUCCUGGGCGACCUGCUGCCGGCGCGGGGCCUGUACUACUGGGAGACUACGGUGUCGGGAUGUGCGGCCUACAGACUCGGGGUGUCCUACAGCGCGGCGAGCAGAAGCAGCUCUCUGGGUGAAAACGGCCUGAGCUGGUGUUUGCAGUGUAUUCCCUCACCUUCAGGGUGCAGAUAUCAGUUACUCCACAGUGACAUCCAGUCCAGUGUGUUCGUCACCGAGACGCCGGAGCGGGUUGGAACUCUCCUGGAUUACCAGCUGGGCCGUCUGUCUUUCUACAACGCCCAGAGCGGUCAGCUGUUAGGUGCCUUCGCCCAAAGCUUCACCCAGCCCUGCCACCCCGCUCUGGGCCUGGAGCUGCCGGGCAGCCUGGGGGUCAGCAUGGUGCUGGAGGUGCCAGAGUUCACCAGGGACAGCUAGCUCUGCUGCAGGACUCACGAUCUGAGGAGUUUAUAGCUCAUGACGCUGAUUUUGAUGGUUUUUCUCUCGUGUUCAAAGCAACCAGUGUUGCAGAGAGAGACGGAGGACUCAACCACAUCCCAGUUGUCUAAAAUCACUGAUUGAUUUGUUUGAUUUUGAGUUAACCUCAAUAUUUAAAAUGUUUUUUUAUAAUAUGAAAAGGGUUUCUUUUUGCUUGUUUUUGUUUAUUUGGGGGAAUGGGGGUGAAAUUGAUCUUGUAAAUAUGAAAAGUAGGGCAUGUAAAACAUCUGUCUGUCAUUGAGUGCCUACAUGAGGGAGCUUGUUGUAUUUUGUGAAAUGUUCUGGUAAAAUCCAGCAGCACUGUAGUUUUUUCUAAAAAUCCUCUAAUUUCCUCUGUUUACAUCUCUCAUAAACAGAAAAGACUGGAAAUCCAUGAAAGUGAAACCCUAUGUGUAAUAUGACUUUCUCAACAAUAGAUUCGGAUUCUCGACAUCCUAAAGUUUGCAUCUUUAAAAUCUCACUGCAGCACUUUUUAAACUGUGUUUCAUAAUGUGAAUAAGCCUGUUUGUGUAAAUAACAUUUUUAAUUGUGAUGAGCUCUGUAUUUCAUGA